GAGAGUCAAAUCAACCUUUUAAAUACGAAGCUAUCCGAGGAACAGGAAAAAAUCAUCGCACUGGAAAACUACUCUCGCCGAGAGAAUCUCCGAUUUAUGAAUAUACCGGAGCAAGAACACGAGAACUGCACUGACACCGUUUAUGAUAUCGUCGAGAACGGGUUGAACAUAAACACACAGAAUAUAUACUUUCAUGCUGUCCACAGAGUCGGUAAGCCACGUUCGCCUGAGGACUCCCAUCACCAUCCCCGACCCAUCAUUGCGCGUUUUCUCUGCAGGGAAGAUAGGGACCGUGUUUUUAAAGCGAAAGGAAGAUUGAGACACUCGACGGAUUAUCCAGACGCGUAUAUAACUAAAGACUAUGCAAAGGCGAUACAGCUUGAAAGAAAGGAACUAAUUAAAGCGAUGUUCAUAGCGCGGAAGAAAGGCAUGAGCGCGAAAGUAGUGGACAGAAAUCUAGUAAUAAAUGAUAACGUUUAUCAUGUUGGUAACAUACCCGACGAACUUAAACCUGCAGCUGAAUCUACACGCUCGUAGAAGUUUUCUUUACUCAGGUCAGUGUAAUUCGAUUUUUCUCAGUUGCCUUUGCAUUAAUUGCUAUGGCAACCUUUAAGACCGAGACUAGUACUCCACGUUUGCUUCGCCGCUUGCACACAACGGAUUCUUUCCUUUUUGUAUAUUGUUCUAAAGUUAAACUAUUUGGCGUUCCGUCCUUUCCGGAUUCGUCGAUCUUUCUGUUUGAAGGUAUGUUCUCCCUAAGCCGCUUAAAUUUUACCUUUUUUUUUGUUUUUGUUUAUAGUUUUAUGUUUCCAUUGUAGCCGUUGUUUUGGUUUUUCGGUCAGUAGAAAAUAUUUUUCAGUCCUACGAAGUGUUAACUAUCGCAAUUUGCAUUUUGUUUCUGCAUUCCAGUUCACUACUUUUAAUCAUCAACAAGUUCCCAAUUGACGAAUUGAUAAUCUGUUCUCUUAAUGUGAGGGGCUUAUCCAACAACCUUAAGAGGCGAGAAACCUUUCGUUGGCUUAGAUUGAAAAAAUUUGGAAUAUUCUUUCUUCAAGAAGUCCACUGCACCAAAGAAAAAGAACGACUGUGGUCAUCAGAAUGGGGCUUCUCAGCUAUUUUUAGUAGUGUUUCUAGCUCAAGUGCAGGGGUAUGCAUCCUGUUUAACAACAAUUUUCAAUUCGAAAUCAAGAAACAAUUUUCUGAUCCAGAUGGAAGAUUUAUUUUAGUAGAUUUUGAAACUUGAAAAUAAGACUAUAACCUUGGGAAACAUUUAUGCGCCAAACGAUGACAAUCCGAAUUUUUUUAAAAACGUUCUCAGCCACCUCCUCUCUUUCGAGUGCGACGACAUUAUCCUGGGUGGCGAUUUUAAUCUAGUAUUGGACGUCCAAAAUGAUAAGAAGGGAGGAAGACUGACCACUCACAAAAAUUCUUUGAAGGAAGUUCAGAACAUAAUAAAUUCGCUAGACCUUAUCGACAUUUGGCGGGUCUCCAAUCCGGAUAUCAGAAGAUUCACUUGGAGAAGAAGCAAACCCGAAAUUCAUUGUCGCUUAGACUUUUUCCUGACGAGUAAUAGUCUAAAGCUGAUAUUUUACCAGGGUACAAAACAGACCAUUCUUUGAUAACGCUCCACCCUGCAAACAAUACCAAUCCCAGGGGCCCGGGCUUCUGGAAGUUAAAUACGUCUUUUCUAUCAGACAGUGAAUAUAUUAAUUUGAUAAAAACAACAAUCACUGAAGUUGCAAAUGAAUACCAAAAUAACACUGAGGUUGAUGCCGUGCUCCUCUGGGAUACAAUGAAGAUGCAAAUUCGUUCAAAGUCAAUACAAUACGCAAAACAUAAGAGAGGCAAAAUGAAGUUAACAGAAACAAAUCUGGAGUCUGUCAUAACGUCCCUACAGAGGAAACUGGAAGAAAAUGACUUAUCUGAAACCAACAAGACCACUAUAUAUAAUGAAUUAGAAGUUAAAAAAUUACAGUUAGAAAACGUUGUCCAGCGUCAAACUCGAGGAGCCAUGAUAAGAUCCAAAGCCCGCUGGCAUAACGAAGGAGAAAAAAACACGAAAUACUUCUUAAACUUGGAAAAAAGGCAUUUUAAUACCAAAACCAUAAGGCAACUUCAGCUUGAGAAUAGU
Messenger RNA from Porites lobata, 2131 nucleotides. NCBI's taxonomy places the organism in Eukaryota, Metazoa, Cnidaria, Anthozoa, Scleractinia, Poritidae. The record is from the annotation of a GenBank genome assembly.